Molecule: messenger RNA, 3293 nt
Organism: Tigriopus californicus
Lineage: Eukaryota; Metazoa; Arthropoda; Copepoda; Harpacticoida; Harpacticidae
Gene: IKKepsilon
Product: inhibitor of nuclear factor kappa-B kinase subunit epsilon-like
Exons: 5
Coding region: 682-3102 (806 amino acids)
Biological process (GO): peptidyl-serine phosphorylation
Cellular component (GO): cytoplasm
Molecular function (GO): ATP binding; protein serine/threonine kinase activity
Source: RefSeq, a predicted model, not a curated record
ACAUACUUUAUCGAUAUAGGGGAUCCAAAAGAUUUUUGAGGGCAACAUUGCCCCACAAAUGAAGGAAAUCACGGAAUCUACCAAAAUCCUACCUGUUUCAUGACCGAUUUGUUGUCAAUUUCGAGUGAGGAGGCUGGCUGGUGAGGCUGAAUGGGCCAAGGCAGGGACUGUCGUCAUUGAGGUCGGUUAUCUUGGCUGGCUGUGUGAUUCCAACUCUCUCUGCCGAAGUAGCUAUAGGACUAGUUGUAGUGCUAGUAGUAGUAGUAAUAGUGAUAGCUAGAAACACAUAUUCUUGUACAGUAAUGCAUGUACAACAGAUAGGACUGGGCCUGUCAGAUCAUGUUGUGAAUUGUCUUCCACCUUCAUCCCCAUCCAUAUCUUCAACUUCAUUGAAGUUUCAUGGGCUCGAACGACCAAUCAGUGACACAAGUUUGGCCUGAAUGCGAAUUGUGUGUCCCGUCCCCAAGCAAGUGUUGUUGGACAGGUCCGAGUGCCUGUUUCUUGUUUGCUCAGGUGUUGCUAAUAUUGUGUUGGAAAUACCUACCAAACUCAUCAAGGCCCAUCUGAAGUUCAGUUACAGAAAUUCAGGACAACAUGGGAAUGAGUUGAGAAGUGAAGUGUCCGCCCCCACCCAAACCAUCCACCCACCCACCCAAGACCACCUCAAACGCAAGAGGAACCAUGUCGUUCCUGAGGGGUUCUGCCAAUUACGUUUGGUGCACCACAAGUGUCCUGGGGAAAGGGGCCACCGGUGCCGUGUUCCAGGGCGUGAACAAGCACAAUGGUGAGACCGUGGCGGUUAAGACAUUUAAUCAACUCUCGCAUAUGCGUCCGCAAGAAGUUCAAAUGCGCGAGUUUGAGGUGCUCCAAAAGGUGAAGCAUGAGAAUAUUGUCAAACUUCUGGCCAUUGAAGAGGAGCAGGAAGGCCGUGGGAAAGUGAUUGUUAUGGAGUUAUGUACAGGAGGAUCAUUGUUCAAUCUAUUGGAUGACCCUGAGAAUAAUUUCGGGUUGGACGAGGAUGAGUGGGUUCUGGUUCUAAGUCACCUCUCGGCCGGUAUGAAUCACCUCCGCGACAAUAAUUUAGUGCACAGAGAUUUGAAACCAGGCAAUAUCAUGAAAUUCAUCAAGGACGACGGAACCAUCGUGUACAAGUUGACCGAUUUUGGUGCUGCUCGUGAACUUCAGGAUGAUCAACAGUUCGUCUCUUUGUAUGGAACGGAGGAGUAUUUGCACCCGGACAUGUACGAAAGAGCGGUCCUGAGAAAACCCGUGGGAAAGACAUUUGGCGCCACUGUGGAUCUGUGGUCCAUUGGCGUGACCUUAUACCACGUGGCUACGGGAAAUUUGCCUUUCAGGCCAUUUGGUGGGCGUAGGAACAAGGAGACGAUGUAUCAUAUCACGACCAAAAAGGCCAGUGGCGUCAUUUCCGGGGUUCAAACCAGUGAUAACGGUCCCAUCCAAUGGAACAAAGAGCUCCCCUCCACAUGCUUGUUAAGUGCCGGCAUCAAAAAACACAUCACGCCCUUAUUGGCCGGCCUGCUAGAGGUCAACCCUGAAAAAAUGUGGACCUUUGAUCAAUUCUUCUCGGAAGUGACCCGCAUUUUGAACAAGAAGAAACUCCAUAUCUUUUAUAUGAACAAGCUCUCCGAGCUCCGUGUAUAUUUAGACAAAGAGGAGCGAUUAGAGAACUUCCAACACCUACUGUUGGAACAAACUGGCGUAGAUCCCGCCAAACAAUUGCUGCUCUUUCAAAGCAAUUUCCUAACCCAUUCUGUGGAGCCGGUAACUCCCGGAACGAGCUAUCCUGAUACAAGCCAGAAUGAACCGAUCGUGUUGUUCAGUAAAGAGAAUAACAACAUCACGUUGGGCAUCGAGAAGGAAGUGCCGUCGUUCCCGGCCUUGCCCAAUCUGGUGUCGGUGGAAAACGAUGCCACCUUGGCCAAAUCGGCCUGUGCGGUAGGCUAUGCCUAUCGGAGAAAGAUCGAGGCCUACAGUAGGUGCUCGGAAGUGAUCGAUAAGGCUGUGAAAAUGUUAGUGGAAGUGAUAAGUACGCAAUUGGAGAAGCUCUUGGAGAUCUCGGAGAAGUGCAAGGCUCUCACCAAGAUCACUGAGAGCCAGAUGAGCUUCUUUAACGCCAGUCAUCUCUCACAUCUCCGCAUCAUAGAGGUGUUCUCGCGCAAUGAGCACGAAUCCAUUGAAGACUGGAAGAAACGCGUCGACGAGCUCGUCCGUGACGAUCUCGUCCGAUUUCAAGGUUAUCGAAAGCAAUUACACGAUCUCUUUCCUGCCAUUGAGCAGCUGAAUAAGCGAUACGUGCUCGAGCAUCAUCUCAUUCGCGAGUGGAAAGAGGUGACGCGCGAAAUCAACAAUAUUUCCCCCUGUGCCAUUAAAGGCAAGACAUACGUGGGCAAGCUGAAGGAGUCCUGGCAGCAUUUACUAAGGGAUCGAGCCUCCCGAACUCUCACUUACAACGAUGAGCAGUUCCACAUACUGGAGAAGAUCAAGAUGCAGGAGACCAUUCGCAUUUUGGCGGAUCUUUUACAGAAGGAGUGCCAGCCCGUGGUCAAUCAGCUCACCGAAGUCUUGGCCGAUUGGUUCAAGAUGGCGCAAACCACGUUCCUCCAAACGGAGAUACUACACAAGGACAUCACCAAGUAUGAGGAUGAAAUUGAGACCUUUUCGGUGGCGGUCAAAACGUCGCAAGAUCGAUACGAGUCCCUCUUGGAUGAGGUCCUCACCAAUGUGAAGGAGGAACAAAAUGCGGACUUUGAAUUGGAGAAGCAGAAGAUGCUCUUGUUACAACACAUCACCGCCAAUGGUAACAAAAAUCCCAACCAUGACACGGAGAACCAUACCACUAAUCAUACGAACAAUUCGAAUGAUCCCGGGAAAUCAAAACUCAACGAGAACAAGGUCCAGAUCCGGCGAGCUCUUCGUUCCAUUUUAACUACACAAGACGAAGUUUGGGGAAUCAUGAAUGAAAACUCCCGACUCAUUGAACAAUUCGGUCAACUUGCUGUGGCUUCGUCUUCUAUGGAUCACAACUCCUCUCAGAUUCUCGCAGAAAUCGACGAUACCUUGGAAAACUACGGAUCCCAUUGAAAACACAAGAAUCUCCAAACAAGCGACAUUUGCUCACGUCCAAAGAAGAAAGUAACCAAAAACCAUGACACACGCUAUUAAGUAAUUUCAAAAAAUGCGAAGGUCCUGAUUCAAUCUCAAGAUGAUUUAGUUUUCUAGCCAAUAUGCGUUGAAGAUACGUUGUUAGUUCUAAAUACAUUUGGCAAUUCUAA